Molecule: messenger RNA, 385 nt
Organism: Rhinichthys klamathensis goyatoka
Lineage: Eukaryota; Metazoa; Chordata; Actinopteri; Cypriniformes; Leuciscidae
Product: myelin basic protein-like
Exons: 4
Coding region: 29-385 (118 amino acids)
Biological process (GO): myelination
Cellular component (GO): neuronal cell body; cell periphery; internode region of axon
Molecular function (GO): structural constituent of myelin sheath
Source: RefSeq, a predicted model, not a curated record
CAAGAGGAUCGCUAGGGCGAACAGGAUCAUGGGUCAACAUCUGGGAAAGCCGCUGUCGGUGUCCAAGGGAUCCUCCACCGUAUCUGAUCAGAUGUCAGCAGACUCGCCGGAGGCACAGGACGAGGUGUUUGGACUGGGGGAGGCGGACCUGAACCAGAACAAUGGCUCUUCCAGCAAGAGUCCAGCGCUGAGCGACUCCACGACGGAGGCAGUGGAUCAGGGCAUCUGGAAGCAGUCGAGCGGCACGACCCCUGACCCCGACGGGCCCCGCCCACACCUGACCCGCCUGUUCUCUCGGGACGCCCCGGGGCGAGAGGACAACACCUUCACAGAGCGGCCCUCAGAGUCGGACGAGCUGCAGACCAUCCAGGAGGACCUCGAGUAG